CAAUGCAAUGCGCCCGGCGAUGACGACAGCAACAAAACACAGCAGCGGAGUCUGCCUGUAAGCUUGGCUGCCGCUGGGGUAAACACUGUCAACGUUACACAACGCCGGGCCCGAAAGCGCUGGCCUGGGGGAGAAAACGGGGAUAGCACACCAGGAUCGCGUCCAGGGUGAUGCCAGCCGGGGGAGUGAGUCGGAAAUAACCCCCCGCGUCCGUCGCCUCGUUAGCCGACGUGCUAGCCGGCUAGCCGUGCGCCCGGGCGAUCGCGCGGCCAGGAGGAUGUGACACACAGCCGCCGAGGUGAAGGGAGGCAUGGCUGGUCAGCGCGAGCCGGGCUGCGGCUCUGGGAUAGAAAGUUACCUGCACUGCUGCAGAUCCCCUCACCCUAAUCCUAAAUCCCCCUAAGCACACCCCGUAUCCAUUUUUGAUGCGUCUAUUGCCAAGGUCCGCUGAUUUACCGAGACUCUUUGCUGUAAUUAGACAGCAUCCUGUGACAGUAGGAGGUGCUAAGUGACUAAAUGAUCAAGGAAGGGAAAAGUGAAGAUUGUCGGAGAAUUCAACAUGAAGUUAUAUGUGUUCCAGGUCAACAACGGGAGCACGCUGACUUUUGAUACGGAACUCGCCGUCCAGACGGUGUUGGACCUCAAGCAUGCCAUCCAGGCCAAGUACAAGAUCGCGGUGCAGCAUCAAGUCCUCGUGGUGAACGGGGGCGAGUGCAUGGUGGCGGAGAGGCGAGUCUGCAGCUACAGCGCUGGCACUGACACCAACCCCAUCUUCCUCUUCAACAAAGAGAUGAUCUUGUGCGAUCGGCCUCCGACCAUACUGAAAACGACCUUCUCCAUUGAGAAUGAGAUGGAGCUGAAGGUGGAGGAGUCCCUUAUGAUGCCGGCCGUCUUUCACACCGUUGCCUCCAGAACCCAGCUUGCAGUGGAAAUGUUUGAAGUUGCCAAGAAGCUUUGCUCCUUCUGCGAGCGCCUGGUCCAUGACGAACACCUGCAGCACCAAGGCUGGGCGGCCAUAAUGGCGAACUUGGAUGACUGCACGCUGUCCUAUCAGAAGCUGCUCUGGAAGUUCGAGAAUGCCUACGUGAACUACCAACAGGACACUGAGGACAUCAAGCUCAAACUCACCAAGCUAGGCAUCGCAGUGGCAGUCAUGGCCCGCAUCCCGCUACUGGAAUGCCUAACCCGCCACAGCUACCGGGAGAGCCUGGAAAAGUCUGCUUCGCCGUCCUCGCGUGAGGCCACCGCUGAUGAGACCGAGGAGGAUGAGCGCUCGGUGGACUCGGUGCUGCGCCCCAGCGACGCGGCCAUCUCGCCCAGUGGCUCGCACGCUGCCUCCCCCGAGGAGGAGCCGCGGGUUGUGGAGGGCAGCACCGGGGAGGGGAGCGAGAUGACGGACAGCAGCGGCUUGAGAGCCGCCCUGCAGGAGGCGGACUCCCCCGAGAGGAGCGGCCCGGCCCAGUUCAACGUCAGCCUACUGGACUGGAUCAACGUCCAGGACAGACCCAAUGACGUGGAGUCACUUGUCAGGAAGUGCUUCGACUCCAUCAACAGGCUCGAUCCGAGAAUCAUUCAGCCCUUUCUGGCGGAAUGCCGGGAUACCAUCGCCAAACUGGAUAAUCAGAACAUGAAAGCCAUCAAGGGGCUCGAGGACAGGCUGUACGCUCUGGACCAGAUGAUCGCAAGCUGCAAGAAGUUGGUCAACGAGCAGAAGGAACUCGCUCAGGGAUUUCUAGCCAAUCAGAAGAGGGCCGAGAACCUGAAGGACACUUCGGUGCUGCCUGACCUGUGUCUAAGCCACGCCAACCAGCUGAUGAUCAUGCUGACCAACCACCGGAAGCUGCUGGACAUUAAGCAGAAAUGCACGACUGCCAAACAGGAGCUCGCCAACAAUCUACAAGUUCGACUCAAAUGGUGCUGCUACGUGAUGCUUCACGCGGACCAGGACGGGGAGAAGUUGCAGGCCCUGCUGCGGCUGCUGACGGAGCUGCUGGAGAGGGUGCGGGUGGUGGAGGCGCUGGGCACAGUGCCGCAGAUGUACUGCCUGGCCGUGGUGGAGGUCGUGAGGCGCAGGAUCUUCAUACGGCACUACAGAGAGUGGGCCGGUGCCCUUGUGAAAGAUGGAAAGCAGCUUUACGAGGCCGAGAAGGCGAAGAGGGAAACCUUUGGAAAACUCUUCAGGAAAUCUUUUCUCAGAAACCGGUUGUUUCGAGGCCUCGAUUCCUGGCCUCCCACGUCAUUUUGCACACGAAAGCCCCGGAAGUUUGACUUUGAGCUUCCAGAUAUCUCCCUUGCUGACCUGCAGUAUUUGAAAUCUUGCUGUCCUGCCGAAGUCCAGCCUUUCCUCAGUGUCCCAUCGCUGUGUGACUUUGAACCUCUCCAACACCACAGUCAAAAGCUCCGCCGGUUGGUUCAGGCUGCCCAGAGUGUCGAUGAGAUGUCCCAGACCAUCACCGACUUACUCAGCGAACAGAAGGCAUCCAGUACCCAGAUGGCACAGAGAUCCACCGCACUACCACGAUCAGAAAGCACAACAGGAACCACCUCUACCUCCCCCAAAACCCCUUCAUCUCUCAGUCUCCAGGGACCCCUCUGUCACGCCCUUACAGCUCCUGCUCCCUUGGAGGAGUUAUCUCCGGACAGCAUCGAUGCCCACACGUUUGACUUUGAAACCAUCGGACACCCGAACAUGGACCCGGUAUUACAGCAAGGGUCCCUGGACCUUGACUCGUUAGCGGAGAGCCCCGAGUCAGAUUUCCUGUCUGCCGUGAAUGAGUUUGUGAUUGAGGAUAAUUUGACGUCCCCAAAUCCCAUCAGUGACCCAACAAGCCCCGAAAUGAUGGUGGAGUCUCUGUACUCCUCUGUCAUCAAUGCCAUAGACAGCAAGCGCAUACAGGACACGACAACAUUGCAAAAGGAGAACUCAAAGGUAGCUGCCUUGAAAUUAUGCAUCGACAAAUACAGGUCAGCUACCGAGGAAUCGCAAGGCUACCUGAGGAGCAUUAAGGAGGACCUGUGCCACUUCCGCGGACUAUUGCUGAAAGAGCGGAGAGAGUUCAGCUUUGCCUUGAAAUUAAUGUCCGUCGACAUACAGAAAGUCUUGGAUAGCAUCCUGCAGUUCCAUGAGGAGGACAUGAAGAAAAAGCAGCAGGUGGAAAUACAGGCUCUCAGAAGAGAGCAUGACAAACAAUUGUCAGACCUACGAGAAGAAUCUGAGGUGAAUCAAAACAUCAUCAAAGACAUACAGAGGGCCAUGCUUGAGCUGGAAGGUAUUGUCGGGAGGAAGGAGAAAGAAAUCGCCCAGCUUGAGAGUGAGAGAGAAAGGUCCUCGGAAGCUGUGAGUACCCUAAAGAUGGAGCUGCUGGGCUUGGAGCAGAAAAUGGCAGAUCAGAGUGAGCAGAUGAAGACUGUGGAGCUGUCCCGGGACUCGCUUGCUAGUCAGUUAGAGCACCUGCACUUUGAGAUCGAACGCAGCCAGCAGAAGAUUCGGCAGGAGAUGGAAAGCUUGGAGAGGGCUCACCUCCAUGAGCUGGAGGAGAGGUUACGGAGGCAGCAUGCCAUUGAGCUUGAGGAGGUCCGACGUGACGGCCAGGCGGCUCGAGAGCGGCUGGCCGAGGAGAAUGUGGCCAAGCUAAAGGAGCUUGUGGAUCUCCAUGCCAGAGACCUCCGUGAGCGGGAGGACCGCUUGAAGGAUCUGGAGCACCGCCUCUCAGAGCUGUCGGACCUGCGCUGCAAGCUGGAGGUGGAGAUGGCCCUCAAAGAGUCGGAGACGGAGGAGAUACGGCUUCUGUACGAGGAAGCCAAGAGUCACCAGGAGGAGGCUGUGACCUCCCGGGUGAAAUCUGAAACAGAAGCCUUCCAGAAGGAGAUCGGUGACCUGAAGCGGCAGCUGCAGGCCAAGAACGAGGAGUAUGAAGUGGGCCUGGCUGAGCUGAGGUCACUCAUGAGGCUGGAAAAGGACCACUGUAUCUCCGAGCUUGUGGACAGGCACGAGGAAGAAAGCACGCUACUGCGGAAUGAGUUUGUGGCUCUGCAACGGAAAUCUGCCGAAGUCGAGAUGGGUCUCAGGGAGCAGGUGCAGACGCUUCAGAAGGAGCUGGAGGACAGAAGUGCCACCCUGCAGAGUGAGAAGGAGCAAGAGAGGGUGUUUCAAGAAGAGCAACAGCACCUGAAAACUGUUAUCAGUGAUCUUCAGGCGGAGAAUGAGCUGCUCUCGGAGAGGAUAGCUCAGGAGAAGCAGACGGCCCUUCAGAGUCUGGAGGAACAAAAAGAUGUGGCUGUGAAGGCCGCUUUGGCAGAGGCCUUCAAAGACUUUGAACUGCAGAAGGCGGCCGUUGAGGAACGACUGUUGGAAAAGAUUAAGCAGCUUGAAAACCAACUCCAAGACAGACGGUCUGCCCAAGGCCUGGUGGCGCCAUUGGGACCGACCGAGGACAGACCGGCCGAGCGCUCGGGCCCUAUCAAUCCUGACCUUGAGGAGAGGCUGCAGGAGGAGAGGCUUUCCCUCCUGGCCCAGCUGGAACUCCUGGAGAAGAAGAAGAACGAGGAGAUACAGAACAUGAAGACAUCGCUCAUCGCCGAGCAGCAGACGAACUUCAACACCGUCCUGACAAGAGAGAAGAUGAAGAAGGAGCAGAUGAUCAACGAGUUGACGGAGAAGCUGAGAAAAGUCACCCAGCAGCAAGAGAAGGAUAAAGGCCUGAUCGAGACCCUGCAGGAGGACCGAGCCAGUCUUCUACAGGAGAAGAAGCAGCUACAGGAGGAGCUCGGCCGGUUGCGCAGCUCUGCCAUGCUCUCGUCUGCCCACUUUAUGGGCAACCUGCCCCCUGCUGACACCCCAGGGGCUGCCGCGUCUUCCGAGGCACCGCUCGACCCGGACCGGUUCGCCUCCGUGGUGCCGACCCAUGAGGAGGAGAAGGUGGACUCGGCUGUGGAGGCCAGCAUGAUGACCGUACAUGAGAAUAUCCUACUGCUGUCGGAGGAAAAACGACGCAUUCUUUUGUUGGAAAGGACCUUGCAUAUGAAAGAGGAAGAAAACAAACGCCUCAGUCAGAGACUGAUGUCCCAGAGUAUGUCCUCUGUAUCUUCCCGACACUCUGAGAAAAUUGCUAUAAGAGAAUUUCAGGUGGGAGACUUGGUGCUGAUCAUUCUGGAUGAGAGACAUGACAACUACGUCCUUUUCACCGUGGGCCCCACCCUCUACUUCCUCCACUCCGAAUCCCUCGCUGCCCUGGAUCUCAAGCCAGCAUCAGGGGCUGCCAGACGACCCUGGGUUCUUGGGAAAGUGAUGGAAAAAGAAUAUUGUCAGGCGAAAAAGGCUCAGAACAGAUUCAAGGUCCCCCUGGGUACCAAAUUCUACAGAGUCAAGGCUGUACCCUGGAACACAAAAGUAUAAUCUGACUGUGAGAAGGAAAUGGGAGUUUGUUUUGCUUACGUUUUUAAAAUGCAUCUGGUGUUGUUCAUAAAUCUGUUAUAAAUCAGCCACUGCAUUAGCAGGAAUAAAAUCAUAAUCAUCACGUUUUCACUUCUUUUAAUAGCAAAUGAGAACAAAUUUGUUUGUUUUUGUUUUCUUUUUUAAAAACCCAGGAUAUUUAUAAUUGUGGACCAAAUUUUAAUUUAAUUUACUUUGGUUAGGGCAUGUCCUAUACAUACCGGCUUUGGUGCCAUUCAAAUUGUCUGUAUAAUAAACAUAAGUAUUUGAAUGUUGCGUUAGUUUCGUUAUGACUGGCGCUUGUCUUUUGUGGAAAUUCUCGCGAUCAGCUGCGAUGUUCUUUAAUGUUCUGGAAGUUCACAUUUACCCUAAAUGUUUAUGGAGGAAUGUUCAUGGCAUGUUUGACCCGUUUGCUUCCUCUCAUCAGAAUCUCCAGAUAAAUGUGGUCACUGGCUAUGUAGGUUCAUGCUGUUUGUUUCCCACAGCACAGUGUACUGGCCCUCUGUUAAUCAAAAAGAAAAAUGAAACGAAAAAAGGAAAAUGUAUAUUUCGAAAGGCUGGGUACGGCGGUCUUCACGCAAUCCUUUAAAAUGCACUUUCAGAAGAUGACAAACACUGCUCCCAUGAAUUCAGAAAAAGGGGUCUCGUUCCGCUCAUAACAUGACGGCACAACUUCCCUUGUCCAUCGAACGUUGGUAUAUAGGAAAUAUUUCAUAUUCGUGCUCUUGUGUUUCAUUAUUGGAUAAAUAUUUCAUUGUACAUUACCCAUCAAGUCAUACAAGUAACAAUAAAUGACUGUAUUGUAAAGGAAUAUAGAGUUUUGAAACAAUAAAGGUUUGAUCCCCGA
Molecule: messenger RNA, 6278 nt
Organism: Brienomyrus brachyistius
Lineage: Eukaryota; Metazoa; Chordata; Actinopteri; Osteoglossiformes; Mormyridae
Gene: rb1cc1
Product: RB1-inducible coiled-coil 1
Exons: 25
Coding region: 560-5395 (1611 amino acids)
Biological process (GO): autophagy of mitochondrion; reticulophagy; glycophagy
Cellular component (GO): Atg1/ULK1 kinase complex; phagophore assembly site membrane; extrinsic component of membrane
Molecular function (GO): molecular adaptor activity; protein kinase binding
Source: RefSeq, a predicted model, not a curated record